Molecule: messenger RNA, 773 nt
Organism: Nicotiana tabacum (common tobacco)
Lineage: Eukaryota; Viridiplantae; Streptophyta; Magnoliopsida; Solanales; Solanaceae
Source: RefSeq, a predicted model, not a curated record
ACAAGAGGAGGCGCCAAAACCCAAAAAGGCGUGAAUAUUUACCUUAGCAGGACGAUUUUGUGGAUAAGGAAAACAGGCCGAGUUCCAUUCUAUAACACUAUAGCAAAUUAGUAUUCUCCAUUGCAUUUGCUACAUUUUGUUAGUACAUAAAUAUGGCAGCUGCAGCUGCAACCUGCUGGUUCUCUGCCGGCACUUCACUAUACUCUCUAACGUCCUACCGCUUCUCAACACCCAUAAGACCUCCUCCUUCUUCUUCUCCAUUUAUUCCUAAAGCUGUACAUCAAAAUCAAUAUCAAAAGAAGGGUCUCAAGAAUUCCACCUCAGAGAAAGCAGUUGGUAAGCAGAACUUCCCAUGGAGAUCAAAAGACGAAAGGCUAUUGGCAAAUAAAGAUGGUAGAAGUAGUAAAAACGAAGCAGGGCGAUCUCAAUCAACUGCAUUUAAAUUAUCUGGUCAGCAGAGGAAAGGAGCAGGAAAGGGAGCUGUAUUUGAGUCAAAGGAGCAGCAGGUAGAAAUUGGUAUCAUUGAAGAUGCAACUUUUAUGAAUGCUGUUGUGAAGGUUUACUGUACACACACCGCUCCAGAUUAUUCCCUCCCUUGGCAGAAACAAAGACAAUUUGCAAGUACAGGAAGUGCUUUCAUGAUUGGUGAUGGGAAACUCUUGACAAAUGCACAUUGUGUUGAACAUCAUACCCAGGUUAAAGUGAAGAGAAGGGGAGAUGACACCAAGUAUAUUGCCAAGGUAUGCUUUCCAUGGUGAUUUGUCAAUGCCUAU